GAUUUUCAUGAUAUGUCACCUUUAAUGCUCGUUCUUGUCUUUCAGACUGAUCAGGGCAUCAAGAAUUUGCCAGUUGAAGAGGCUGAUCGUCUGGCAUCCACCGACCCGGAUUACUCCAUCAGAGACCUUUACAAUGCCAUCUCAAAUGGCAACUUCCCAUCCUGGACUCUCUACAUCCAAGUCAUGACCUUUGAGCAGGCGGAGAACUGGCAGUGGAAUCCGUUUGAUUUGACUAAGGUGUGGCCCCAUAAAGACUUCCCUCUGAUUCCUGUGGGACGCCUCGUGUUGAACCGAAACCCUGUCAACUAUUUCGCUGAGGUCGAGCAGCUGGCAUUUGAUCCCAGUAACAUGCCACCUGGCAUUGAGCCCAGCCCGGACAAGAUGUUGCAGGGGCGUCUUUUCUCCUAUCCAGACACACAUAGGCAUCGGCUCGGAGCGAAUUACCUCCAGCUGUCCGUCAACUGCCCCUACCGCACCCGCGUGGCAAACUACCAGAGAGACGGACCCAUGUGCAUGUUUGACAACCAGGGGGGAGCUCCUAACUACUUCCCCAACAGCUUCAGCGCUCCUGAUACCCAGCUGCGCUUCGUCGAGUCCAAGUGUAAAGUGUCUCCUGAUGUGGCCCGAUACAACAGUGCAGAUGAUGACAAUGUGACCCAGGUGCGCACUUUCUUCACUCAGGUGUUGAACGAAGCUGAGCGAGAGCGUCUGUGUCAGAACAUGGCCGGCCAUAUAAAAGGAGCUCAACUGUUUAUUCAGAAACGUGCGGUGCAAAACCUAAUGGCCGUUCACCCCGAUUAUGGCACUCGCAUUCAAACUCUCCUGGAUAAAUACAACACGGAAGGGAAAAAGAACACUAUUCAUGUUUAUACUCGUGGUGGAGCGUCCGCUGUGGCCGCAGCUUCUAAGAUGUGAUUUCAAAGUCUCUCUGCACACACAUAUAAACACAUUCAUUCUCUUAUAGAGUGUGAUAUAGAGUCAUGAUGCUUAAUUCAUUUCUUGUGUGCUGUAGAAAUACGGACAUCAUAUCUAAUAUGGCCAAUUCACAACACAAGUGGUAUUAGCAAAUGCAGCGCUGAUUCCUUAAUCAUGAUUAAUGCCGUCAAACCAAAUGGAGGCCUUUGAUGCAUAUACGCAAGUUUGAGCUUAUCCAAACUAAAUCAGUCUGUUUCAGUAUAUUUCUGCAUUUUGAUUAUGUGCGAAAUGUAGAAUAGCCAAAAAUAAUCUGAGAAUGAACACAAAUGUUUAAUAUUAAUACUGUGUGAGCCUUUUGAUUUUUUUUUCUUUAUAUCUUGGCUACUGAUGCCGUUUAAUGUUAAAUAAGAGAAAUUAACUCUUUCCGUCCCUUUUGCCUUUAACUGAAUAUAAUUCAGUUCUGAUAAUACGAACACCUUUUGUCAUUUUGUAAUUAAUAAAUAUGAAU
Sinocyclocheilus rhinocerous is the source of this 1423-nucleotide messenger RNA. RefSeq names its product catalase-like. Bases 13 to 915 code for a protein of 300 amino acids. The record is from RefSeq and is a predicted model, not a curated record. Gene Ontology annotation, biological process: hydrogen peroxide catabolic process; response to hydrogen peroxide. The transcript is spliced from 7 exons. Gene Ontology annotation, molecular function: heme binding; catalase activity. Gene Ontology annotation, cellular component: mitochondrion; cytoplasm; peroxisome. Lineage: Eukaryota; Metazoa; Chordata; Actinopteri; Cypriniformes; Cyprinidae.